Messenger RNA from Myotis lucifugus (little brown bat), 1278 nucleotides. RefSeq names its product glucagon like peptide 1 receptor (gene GLP1R). Gene Ontology annotation, cellular component: plasma membrane. The coding region runs from base 1 to 1278 and encodes 425 amino acids. The record is from RefSeq and is a predicted model, not a curated record. The transcript has 11 exons. Gene Ontology annotation, biological process: cell surface receptor signaling pathway; adenylate cyclase-activating G protein-coupled receptor signaling pathway. Lineage: Eukaryota; Metazoa; Chordata; Mammalia; Chiroptera; Vespertilionidae. Gene Ontology annotation, molecular function: peptide hormone binding; glucagon receptor activity.
AUGACCCUGAAGUGGCCUCGGCAAAGCCGGCAGAGCGGGCCCCGGCCUGUGGUCUGCAGGGGCCCCCUGGGCCAGGGGCCGAGACAACGCCGGGGCAGCACGGUGGCCGCGUGCGAAGCCGGUCCUCCCGGGGUCCCGCUGCGCCAGGAGAUGGAGAGCAUGGCCAGGGUGAAGGCCACCAGAUGGCAGGGCUACCUCCUCGGGCCACAUGACACCCACAUUGUCAUGAACGCUGUCGUCCCCAGUGGCUGCCAUCGCCUUGACCCUGGCCCGCUGGCCCACCUAGGUCUGCGUUUGCACGAGCAUGAUCUUCACAACCUGGGUGCCACCGUGUCCCUCUCGGAGACAGUGCAGAAAUGGCGCGAAUAUCGCCACCAGUGCCAGCGCUUCCUGAGGGAGGCUCCAUCCCCAGCCACAGACCUGUUCUGCAACCGGACCUUUGAUGACUAUGCCUGCUGGCCAGACGGGCCACCCGGCUCCUUCGUGAAUGUCAGCUGCCCCUGGUACCUGCCCUGGGCCAACAGCGGGGACGCCCUGCACGGGGAAAGACACCUGCACUGCACCCGGAACUACAUCCACCUGAACCUGUUCGCCUCCUUCAUCCUCCGAGCACUGUCCGUCUUCGUCAAGGACGCGGCCCUCAAGUGGAUGUACAGCACGGCUGCCCAGCAGCACGAGUGGGACGGGCUCCUCUCUUACCAGGUGCGUGGUGUUCCCUUGCUGUUUGUCAUCCCCUGGGGCAUUGUCAAGUACCUCUAUGAGGACGAGGGCUGCUGGACCAGGAACUCAAACAUGAAUUACUGGCUCAUUAUCCGGCUGCCCAUUCUCUUCGCCAUUGGGGUGAACUUCCUCAUCUUUGUCCGGGUCAUCUGCAUCGUGGUGUCCAAGCUGAAAGCCAACCUCAUGUGCAAGACGGACAUCAAGUGCAGACUUGCCAAGUCCACAUUGACGCUCAUCCCCCUGCUGGGCACCCACGAGGUCAUCUUUGCCUUCGUGAUGGACGAGCACGCCCGGGGGACCCUGCGCUUCAUCAAGCUGCUCACAGAGCUCUCCUUCACCUCCUUCCAGGGGCUGAUGGUGGCCAUCUUGUACUGCUUUGUCAACAACGAGGUCCAGCUGGAGUUCCGGAAGAGGUGGGAGCGCUGGCGGCUCGAGCGCCUGCACAUGCAGAGGGACAGCAGCAUGAAGCCCCUGCAGUGUCCCACCAGCAGCCUGAGCAGCGGGGCCACAGUGGGGAGCAGCGUGUACUCCGCCACCUGCCAGGCCUCCUGCAGCUAA